AUGUCGUUUUUACAUUUUUCUAUUCUACUCCUUUUCUAUUUUACUCUUUCUUUCUCUUUCUCACCCAAUAUUUCUGCCUCCCCUUUUCUUUUUCACUUUAUAUCUUCUUUCUGUCUUUCUCUUUCUCUCAUAUUUUUUUUAUUUCUCGCCCAAUCUCUUUCUCCUUUUCCUUUCGUUCAUUCAGUUACUUUAGUUUUCCCUUAUAGUUUUCUCUCUCUUCCUCCCUCCCUCUUUCUCAUAUCUUUCUCUCUCUCUCUCUUCUUUGUGUAUAUAGGCAGCCAAUAUUCUGUCUUCUUGUCCAUACAUUACGAAAGAGCCAGAUAUAUUUGUGCAACAUCAAUUAAUAUCUAUCUAUCUAUCUAUCUAUCUAUCUAUCUAUCUAUCUAUCUAUCUAUCUAUAAUUUGAGAACUGUUAUUAAAUCUCAAGCACAGAUAUAUGACAAAUCAACAACUUCCUGA
This is a messenger RNA of Acanthosepion pharaonis, 459 nucleotides long. NCBI's taxonomy places the organism in Eukaryota, Metazoa, Mollusca, Cephalopoda, Sepiida, Sepiidae. The record is from the annotation of a GenBank genome assembly.